GUCUAUGGGGCGGGGCCGCUCCCGGAGCGGACGUGACGCGCCUCUGUGGCGCUCCGGGGCCGCCCCGCAGCGAUGGAGGCGCGGGAGCCGCUGCGGGACGUGCGCGGGGCGCUGCGGGCGGUGCUGGCGCGGCUGCGAGAGGGAGAGCCGAGCGAGGGCCGAGAGCCGUUCGAGCUGCCGCGCUUCUGGGACGCGCUAAGUCAGACAUUCCAAGUAACAUCACAGGAAGCUACUAAGCUGAGUCUGGCAUUCUCAAGGCCUCCACUACCUUCUGCAGAGAACUGCCGGAAGCUGAGUGAGGAUGUCCAAAAUGCCAUUCUUGCAGUUGCCACAGUGUACUACUGGCUGCCCAAGGGCCAAGGUACUACUCUUCGGAAGAUGGUUCGAGAGGCCACCACUGAAGUAGUGGAAGGGAUGAUCCAGCUCACAGACACAAUUCUCAAUGCCCCAGUGGAGAGUUUGUCUCAGGAACAGCUGAUAUCAACUGGAGGUGUGUGGGAGGCCUGUGAGCAAGUGUCUAACCUGCCACGAGAUAACCAGGCAGCAGUUGUGUCAGCUCUGGCUGCAUCUCUAGGUGUGGUCAAGGAUGCUGUGGAGGAGAUGGAGCAGGCACUGGUGGAAGGGCAGGAUCCCUAUGGGGACAUCAUGGAAGAUGAAGAGCUGGGCUUUCGGGGCAACAGGGACACGUACUGGUCAGAGGCUGACAGGCAGCUGCUCAGCUCCUGCAUGGGACUGAUGAAGGCUUCUAAAGCUUGCCUGAAGAAGGUUUUGGCUGCAGUGAAGGCCCAUGGCAAAGCUGAUUCUCCAGAGCACAUUGCACAGCUGGAUGACCUAGCAGACAUUGCUAAUGAGAUCAGCCCAAGUGUUGAUGAGCUGGCACUGAGCAUGUACCCACCUGUGAACCCACUGGCUGUGCGACUAAACGCUGCUAAAUUGGCCUCAGUAUUAACGAAAGUCUUAGAGAUUGCCAAGACAAGCCAUGUGUGUCCACCAUCAGAGGAAGGCUGGGUGCAGUUUCUAACUGGUGCAGUAGAUCACAACAUGAACAAAGUCAAGAACUUCACACAGGGUCAGCUUUAACUCUUCUGUGCCUGCAUGUGCUGCUGCCACUGGCUCUGGCAUCUGCAUUUCCAGUGAACUUUGCUGUUCUUUGGCUGUUUGGAAAAUGAUGAGAACAAUGGAGGAGAGAACUUCACUGCUACUUGGAAGAACCUCUCCAGGAAGUUGCCCUUUGCCAUGGCAAAGGUGUCAUUUUGCUUGGAUUCUUGGGAUGAUGCAGUGCUGCUUCUGAAUGUGCCCCAUUCUUUGGACAUUACAGCUACUGUGGGGUUCAGAGAAAAAUAAAAUAUUGCUAGAUUUACAUUAGUUGCUUUAUCUGUCUUCAGAGGAUGAAGGAUAUAUACUGAAUGAAAGGGUCUUGCUUCUUUUGCAAGCAGCCCAGUGAAUAAUUAUAAAAUGUUCUGCGCUGCUGCUAUUUCCUGUCUAUUUCCUGUUCACUGUCUUAGAGAGCAGUGAAUGAGCUUUCUCUUAUUUUCUCAGAAAGCAGCAGAAAAUAUUGUUUACUACCUUACCAAUGUCAAGGAUCUACAGGGAGAGAUAUCCCUCUAUAUAUAUAUAUAUCCCUAGAGACAUCCUACAUCUAUCAUCACUUUAAAGUUCCAGGAUACCCUUUACUUGUCACAGGUAGGGCAGAAGACUUAAGCACUGGUGGGCUCAGCACAGGUGUGAGAACUGCAAUGUCUCCUUCAGCAUUCAGCCCAUCUUUGUCACAGUGAGGCUCACUUCUAAAACUGCAGAGUAGACAUAGUGGCAGAUGGGAGAGAGUUGAGUUUGUGCAAAUAAUCAAAAUCAGACAUGGUUUUAAAUAGAGCUUUUA
Messenger RNA from Zonotrichia leucophrys gambelii, 1876 nucleotides. RefSeq names its product cyclin D1 binding protein 1 (gene CCNDBP1). The record is from RefSeq and is a predicted model, not a curated record. Gene Ontology annotation, cellular component: nucleus. Lineage: Eukaryota; Metazoa; Chordata; Aves; Passeriformes; Passerellidae. Gene Ontology annotation, biological process: regulation of cell cycle. The transcript has 11 exons. The coding region runs from base 73 to 1080 and encodes 335 amino acids.